Messenger RNA from Chironomus riparius, 432 nucleotides. The record is from the annotation of a GenBank genome assembly. Lineage: Eukaryota; Metazoa; Arthropoda; Insecta; Diptera; Chironomidae.
AUGAAUCAACCUGUACAAGAAAUGCAAACUGCUAGUAAUUCAACAGAACAGCCACUACAAGGACCAGGAAGAAAAUUAAGGUUCUCAAACGCAUCGAAGGAUAACAUCAUAUUCAAGAGAAAGAAAGAAAGAGUACACGAUUGGGUUCACGAUCACCAAGAAGCUACAUUUUCAGGAUGCAGUACAACUUUAUGGAUUGAAAGUUUAUCAACAAAAGUACAAGAAAUGCAAACUGCUAGUAAUUCAACAGAACAGCCACUACAAGGACCAGGAAGAAAAUUAAGGUUCUCAAACGCAUCGAAGGAUAACAUCAUAUUCAAGAGAAAGAAAGAAAGAGUACACGAUUGGGUUCACGAUCACCAAGAAGCUACAUUUUCAGGAUGCAGUACAACUUUAUGGAUUGAAAGUUUAUCAACAAAAGUACAGCAAUAA